Messenger RNA from Plenodomus lingam JN3, 300 nucleotides. Lineage: Eukaryota; Fungi; Ascomycota; Dothideomycetes; Pleosporales; Leptosphaeriaceae. The record is from RefSeq and is a predicted model, not a curated record.
AUGGAUACUCUUCUUCCACACCUGGGGCGCCAUGAACACCUUCGGCGUCUUCCAAGCCUACUACGAAAGUGGCAUUCUCUUCCAGCGCUCAUCGUCGGACAUUGCAUGGAUUGGCUCGAUCCAGACAUUCUGCCUGCAGAGCAUGGGGCUGGUCGCGGGCCCGAUUUACGAUCGCGGCGGGUUCAGGGCGUUGAUUGGGGUGGGGAGUCUGGGGAUUGUGGUGAGGUACGUGGUGUUGAGUUUUGUGAGUCAAACUGGACUUUUGUGGAGGAAAUAUCUUUUGCUGAUACGAUUCUUUGA